Chironomus riparius is the source of this 5102-nucleotide messenger RNA. The record is from the annotation of a GenBank genome assembly. NCBI's taxonomy places the organism in Eukaryota, Metazoa, Arthropoda, Insecta, Diptera, Chironomidae.
GAAUAUUUUAAAUAGUAAAUUAAUUAAAAUAUAAUUUUUCAAAAUGAGCUACGACUCUUUAAUAUCUUCUCAAAAGCAUCAAAAUGUAGCGGAACGAAAUGAUAAAAUAGUUAAAGGUUUGAAUUUACAUGAAUUUGAUGACUUGAAGCUAAGGCCAAUAGAUAAACCUUCAAAAGAUUUUAUAACAGCAAUUCAACUAAAUAGAAUUGAAAAUGAAUCAAUUUUUAAUACAAUCAAAGGCUUCAGCAGUAUUGCUGAUAUAUUGCAAAGCAAAGAGCUUCAUGACACCAACGAUGAUCAAAACAAAAAGCCAGAACCUUUAUUCAUUAAACUUCAAAUCAAAGACUCUACAGAAUUGAGUCCUAUUAAUUUAGAAGACUUAAACAAGAUAUGCCAAAAUAAAUCAGCUGUCAUUGUAAUUGAAUCAAUAGUUGAUGAUGACUCUAUUAUUUACUGGAAGCUAGCAGAUUUUGAGAAUUUUUUCUCAUACAAAUCCACAAAGGAGUUGAAUCCAAAAGAAGCCAGAAUUUUAAAUGAAUUUAUUGCAAAUUUUCUUACUGAUUCAGUUCAAAAAAAUCAUUUAGGUUUGAUCAGCAAACUGUCAUUUCAACCUGGAAUCAAAUCAGUCAGUCUUGAUUUACUUGCUGAUUCUCGUGACUUCAACUUGCUUCUAAUUGCAGCUGAGCAUGGAAAUUCAGAAAUUGUUGAAAUCUUACUACAACAAGGAAUGAACACAAAUUCAUUGGACAACAAAAUCGAUGCUCAAACUUUAGCUUGGAAUAAUCAGCAUUUUGAUGUUCUUUGUCAAUUAUUACAAGCUAAUCUCAAGUUUCCAGCUUCUUUUGACACUACUUUGUGUACAGGGAAGUGCAAGGAAUUUUGUGAAGUAACUGAAGAAGUCCAUAAGCUGAUCAAAGCUGAUGACAUCGAGAAACUCAAAGUAAUUUUGAAUCAGUACAAAAAUCUCAAACAUUUUUACAAUUUUACAAAUGAAUCUGCGUUAAAAGUUGCAAUACUUGGUGGAUCAUAUGAAACUUACAAGGAACUGACGAGUAGGAAGUUCAGAUAUGCAUCACAUGAAGAUCCAGCUGAAUAUUUACAUGAUUUAAAUUAUGAUGACAAAAGAAAAGUUCGAGAAAUUCACAAUAAAUUUUCAGAAAGCAUUGUUGACAAGCACAUCAAUGUUCUGGUUGGAAACUCAUUUAUUUAUCAUGAUGCAGUCGAUGGACAAGACAAGCAAGACAUCAUUAGUCGAGCAUACAAGUCACUUGAUUCCAUUCCACUUGUCAGAAUAAUUCUCAAGAUUGUUGCUGCAUCAAAAAAUUUCAAAAUUAUCUUCGACUUCAAUCGCGAGUCAGUGAAUGUGGCAGAUCCAACAGUUGACUCAGACACUCAAGGUCUGUUUUAUGUUUCUGGAAGAGUCUACAUUGGAGCUAAGCAGCUGCUCAAUACUUUGACGGAACAUGAAGCUUUAGCGAAUCUAGCACAUGAGCUUUGCCACUACACAAUGAAUUUGGUCUACAACAACGAUGCAAAACCUUUCAAAGAUGUCGAUUUGAUAACAGAAAAGGAGUUCCAAGAAAUUACAGAAAUUUGUGAAAAAAGUGAGGAAAGAGAAGACAUCAUUGAUAUGGUGUACGAAGCAUAUCCAGAAGAAGUUCAUCAUGCUGAGCUCAUUGUUCGUCCUGUCCACAUGAUGGUUUACUAUCAGAAUUCUCCAGAAAUAUUAGAACAAAGGAAGCAAACUCACAACAGAUUAUUCGAAUUUUAUGAAAAAACAGUAGUUCCAGAUUUGGAAAAAGCUUUACCAGAAAUAGAACGAAGAGAUGAAAAGGCAUUGGAACAAAAGGACCAAAAGAUUUCAAAAUUAAAGAAAAUUUCAAUAAUUGGUGGAGUGUUAGCAGUGCUUGGAGUCAUAGCCGCAAUUAUUAUUGGGUUGAUCUUUUACACUCCGACUUAUACCUUUUCAGAACUUUCACUUCGUGAUCAAAAGACAGUCGCAAACUCAUCAAUAUUGUAUAAAAAUGUAAAAAUUGAUUUUGAUGAUUUAUUUCCUGCAAAUUCAACUGCUUAUGGAAUGCUGACUUCUGAUCAUAUCUCGCAAAUGCUGCAAGGUGAAAUUCUGAACUUUAGUGACCCUCAUGUCCACUAUUUAGAUAAGCUGGUGAUACAUUCAUGGACAAACUUGACAGUAAAGCUGCAGGAGAAAUUUUUAACCUCAAACUUCACAUUUCAGGAUGAAAGCUUGAAAUUUAAAAUUUUCCAUGAGUCAAAUCCAACAGCCUUUGAAUCCCUAACUUCCCAGCAGAUUAUUGACGUGUUAGACAACAAAACGUUGAUCAUAUCCAAUAUGAUUAAAAAUGACACAAAAUUCAUUUCGGAGAGGAAGAUUUUUGAUGAAAACCUAAAUGAGAUUUACUACGACUUCAUACAUUUUAUGAAUGGAAAUGAUGAAUCAUGCAGAUGUGAAUGUCUUAAUAUGACUGGAAGCACCAAAACUUUUGAGAGCUAUUACGAAGAGUUCAGAAAUCAAAGCCUCAAUUCUCAAAUCAAGAAACUCGAUCAAAUAAGAAGAAAAGAAACUUACACAGUAUGUCCAAUUGAAGGCUACAAAAUCAAGACUUAUAUGUACCCAUAUCCCGUAGCUGAAACUUUGCUCUCUCACACAUCCUUACAAUUUAACUUUAAUGAUGUUCUUAAGAUUGCUAAUGAGACGAAAAUGUUUAUUUUAUCAGCAGAAGCAGGAACUGGAAAGACAGUCACAUUUGAGCAGUUUACGAUGAGAAUCAAAAGGAAAUUUUUAACUCGUUGGGUUUCUUACAUUGACUUGAAAGAUCAUAAAGAUUUGUACAAGGCUGUUGAGACUUUUGAUGAUGUAAAGGAGAUGCUUGGGAAGAUUUUUGGACUUACCGAUGAGAAUAGAUUUGUUAAAGAAGUUUUUGAGGAACUUUUUAUGUCUGGUGAUGCAAUUUUGUUGUGGAAUGGAUUUGAUGAAAUUUCACCGGAGUUUAGUGAGCCAGUUCUGAAGAUCUUAAGCAUAAUAAGGAACAAUACUAAAAAUAUUCAGUUUAUAUGUACAAGACCACUUUAUACAGAACAACUGAGAGAUAAAUUUAUGACCAAAACCUACACUUUGAUUCCAUUCACUGCUGAAGAGCAAGAAAACUUUGUAACCAAGUUCCUGAUAGCUAACAAAGUUGACGAGUCAAUGAUCCCAAACUACAUCCAAAAGGUUCAAAAAAUAGUUAAUUCUACUAAUUCAAAAGAAGGCUUCGACACGCCAUUGUUACUUGGAAUGAUAUCCGAACUAGUCUCAAGUGACGUCGAAAUUUAUGAGACAGAAAACUUGUAUGAACUUUACAGGAAGUUCGUUGAGAAGAAGGUUCAAAUUUGGCAAGAAAACAGUGCAUUUGCUAAGCAGUUCCUAAAUACUCUUGUGACCAGUGGAUUCAGCAUUAAGAACUUACAUCAAAGGUAUGCAAUGAGACAUGAACUUCAGUCUGGCGAUUACUCUUACAAAUUCGCAUAUUUCAAUGCAUUAAAACUUAAAGUCAUGCGUCAAAAAGUCCCAAAAGGAUUAACAAACGAUGAAGUUUCAAGGAUGGGCAUUUUGUUCAUUAAUGGACCAAAAACUUUCAAGUUUGCUCACAGAACUUUUGCUGAAUUCUUCGUGGCUCAAUAUUUUGUUGAGAAUAUUUACUUUGCAGAUGAUGAGCCGACAGAUGAGGAAGCAGAACGAAGAAUCCGUUUGUUCUUCCAGACUUUCAAUUAUCCAUUCUACAGAGUCAGAACAUUCAUUAAAUCCUUCCUUGAAACAAUUGCUGCUAAUGAAACUCAGGCAUUUGAUUCUCAAGUGUCCAAAGUAUUAAGAACAAAAUUCAAAAGACUUUAUUUCAACAGCAUGAAGGAACUGAAUGAGAUCCCACUGCUGGAAUUUUGGGCAAAAGACAACAAAGUUCUUGCUGAAUUGCUUCAAGUUGAUGCUGACGAAACUCUUUACACAGCAACUUAUAAUUAUGUUUACUAUCCAGGAUCAAAAGAUCGAAUCAUGUACCACGCUGGAAUUAAAGAAUUUGGCAAAAAGCACCUCGUUAAUUCUCAAUUUCAAAGUUUUAUUAGUGACAAAAAUCAAAAAGGAAUUAUUCUGUGGAGUUCUUACUGCCUGAGCUCAAAGAUAUUUAUUCUAAGAGAUUAUGGAUUUAGCUUUCAUGAUAAGUUCACAUUAGAUGACGAACUGCUCAAAAAUGAUGACUUUAUCUACGUUUUUGAGUCAAUAGCAAAGAAUCUUACAAAAUCUGAGCUUAAAGCACUUUUGAGAUCUGAAAUAAUUUUAAAUCCUGUUGAUUUGGUCAGCGGGUAUGUCCGGUACAUCUUUAACGAAACAGUUUGGAAUAUAAUUGAAGAAAAUUUAACAGUUGAGGAACAAAAGGAUCUACUGGCGAAAUUCUUUGGUUCUUCAUCGAUUUUGUACAGCUACGACAACCUCAAUUUCGGACUGAAGAAAUUAGAAAAAUUCUACAAAAGUUCAGAAGUUUACGAAUUCUUCUUAAAAACUAAAAUUCUGACAACAGCUGCGAAUUUCCGAACCUACACUUUCCAGCCUUUAUGGAACUUCUUUACAAAUCACACGGAUUUGGAGCAACAGAAGUCAAUAAUGACUCAAGUAGUUCAAAAUGAAUGCAUUUCACGACCAUUUAAAGCUUUUGAGCAGAUCAAAUAUUGUUACGUCUUUCCACCACUCAACAUGCUGCAAACUUCAUUAUUCUCAUUUGAAAGCCUGAAUUCAUUCAAAGAAAUUUCAAAGAUUUAUGAAACUUAUUUCAACAGAACUGAAAUGCAGCAAAUAAUUUUUUCAGGUUCCAAUGAAUUUUUGCCUGUUUUAAUGGUGCAGGGGGACCAUGAUCUUUGUGAGGAAACUGCUGGAUAUUUAGAAAGAAUUUUCAUUGGAAAUAAGGAGCUUUUAAAGAAGUUUUUGCUCAAUGAAAUUGAACCUACGAACUUAAAUGUCUUUGAACUUUUUAGCGAUUUUAAUGAUCCAAAAAAUUGUAUUGAGUCAUUUAGUAAGUUGCUUAAAGCUUAAAUGAUAGAAAAUUUUAUCAAGA